This is a messenger RNA of Theobroma cacao (cacao), 1473 nucleotides long. RefSeq names its product F-box/kelch-repeat protein At2g44130-like. NCBI's taxonomy places the organism in Eukaryota, Viridiplantae, Streptophyta, Magnoliopsida, Malvales, Malvaceae. Gene Ontology annotation, molecular function: protein binding. The record is from RefSeq and is a predicted model, not a curated record. Gene Ontology annotation, biological process: negative regulation of cytokinin-activated signaling pathway; regulation of phenylpropanoid metabolic process.
GUCCUUACGCGUGCUAUUUUAAGACUGCAACUAAAAGAGAACGAAAGGAAAAAAUGGGUUCUACUGAGUUGUUAUCGGAGCUGAUUCCAGCUUUACCUGAGGAAAUCGGACUCGAGUGCUUGACUCGAUUUCAUUAUUCAACUCAUCGAAUGUCAGCUCGAGUUUGCCGGCGAUGGCAAGAGCUUCUCCAAAGCAGACAGUUUUACUACCACAGAAAGAAAACCGGGUAUACCCAGAAAGCCGCUUGCUUGGUUCAAUUACUAAAGAGUGGUUCCGAUCCUGAUGGGUCCAAACAUGCUGGUCAGCCUAGGUAUGGUAUCACCGUAUUUGACCCCGCGAGUGGCACCUGGGACCGAGUUGACCCGGUUCCGAAGUACCCAGGUGGGCUUCCGUUGUUUUGUCAGAUAACAAGCUCAGAAGGAAAGCUUGUUCUCAUGGGCGGCUGGGACCCGACGAGUUAUGACCCGGUGAGAGACGUGUUUAUAUACGAGUUCACGACUCAGAGGUGGAGACAAGGGAAGCAGAUGCCGGAAACUCGAUCAUUCUUUGCGGCUGGGGAGUUGAAUGGACGAGUUAUCGUGGCGGGUGGUCAUGACGAGAACAAGAACGCUUUAAGCACAGCGUGGGAAUAUGAUGUAAUUCGGGAUGAGUGGACCCAGUUGACUCCGCUGAGUCAGGAGCGAGACGAGUGUCAAGGGGUGAUGAUUGGAUCGGACUUCUGGGUGGUGAGCGGAUACAGAACGGAUAAUCAAGGAAGAUUCGAGGGGAGCGCCGAGCUGAUGGAUUUGGGGACGGGUCAAUGGAGGCGAGUUGAGGAGGCAUGGAAGGGUAGUCAAUGUCCAAGGUCUUGCGUGGGAGUUGGGAAAGAGAAGAAAUUUUUCUGCUGGGCCGACUGUGAUUCGGCGAUACGAGUUGGAGUAUGUGCGGUCCCCUUGGGUGAAUCGACGUUUGUGUCUGGAUCAGCUUACCAGGGUGGUCCACAAGGGUUCUUUUUGGUGGAUGGACAGAAUGGACAGUUCAAGAGUAUAGAUGUUCCGGCCGAGUUCUCUGGGUUUGUACAGUCUGGAUGUUGUGUGGAUAUCUAAAUCAGCAAAUCUAAACCUACAUCUUAAAGUGUAGGUCACUCUGGUUUACACGAUCCCCGUUCUAAUCAAAUUGGGAAUUUGGGACACAGACGCCUCUGUUCGGUCCCCUGAUGGCAGAGACUCCCACAUCCAAGUUGGGUGUGCCUAGUAAAGACGGGUGAGCCAAAGCUCACAGUCCCAUGAUGAUGAUGUAGACAUAUUAAGAUUUGGAUGGAUAACAUUAACAUAUGUUAUCAUCACUGCAUUAAUGUUGAGAGUGUAUGUGUAAAAUCUAGCAAGCAUCAAGAUGAGUAUACUUGUAUAAAUAGAUUUUGUAAUAUAAUGUACAUUACCACCCAUAUUUUGUCUGCAGAUGUUGGUACAUUAUAACCCAUACUUUUGUUUGCAA